UGGUAGAACAAUUUUUGACCCGGGUACGUUAUAUAUGAGUUUGGCCAGGAAGGAAUCAUAUACUAAUAUUCUGUCUUGGACGUGUCAGACGCCACUCCAUCAUACGCCUUGAAAUUUACCACCCUUCACAUGUCAGCAGAACCCGUAGACCUUUCCACCAUGGCUCGUUCCAAGCUACAUUCAGCUAUGGGAGGCAGCCUACACCGCUGGGUGCUUCUCAAAAACUCUAUAUUUCGACCACCUAGCGCCCCCUAUGAGCCCAGUGCGGCGACCAGUGUUUCCUAUUCAAAACAUGUUUACAUUUCAAGCGAUGUUGGGGAUAACGAAGACGACGAUGAGGAGUUGGAUUCAUUCAUGUUCCCCGACGCUUCCAAGCUUGUGGGGGUCGGAGCCAGUACAUCCGAAGCUGAGUGGCUCGACUCACUUCUAGAAUCCCUAGUCGAAGGUGGAGAUGACGCAUCGGAUGCCGACGUUCGCAUAUCCGUCCUAGCGGUUGAAGAUGAUGAAGAUCCCCCACUUAGCCCCUUAACGUCACCAAUGUCUUCGUCGGACGACCUAUUCAGCCAUCAAGCAUACGUUGUGCCAUAUCCCGUGCCAUAUCCGCCUUUCCAUCCACCACUUGUUCGUCCAUAUGAUCUUGGUCCCAUCAUUGAGUCUCCUAUUUCACCAUUUCCAGCGUAUGACGCUCUACCCUACUAUGAUGCCGACGAGUUAGACGAUCUAUCUGUCCCAGAAGCCAUAGAGGACACUUCAGACGACGAGUCCGAUGCCCUUUCCACGCCUUCCCUAGGACGCUCGUCAGAACUUGACUUUGUGGAUCCGACGUCCCUGCCUCUUCCAGGGCAACGGGGGAGGCGACGGUCACAGCCUCACGUGUACAUCCGGCACCCGGACUCUUAUUUUGAUCGUUAUGCGCUCGAUCCCCUUCCGUUUCCCGAUGAAGAUCACUCCACUUCGUAUAAUGCUGUCUAUCAUGAAUGUUAGUUUCGCCUUUUUUAACCUAGAAUAUGGUUUUCUGCCCUAUAGUAAGUAGUGUACAUAACCGUCACUUUGUUCAUGUAUGUUAGUUUCCAUUUUGGGAAUAUGGUUCUCGCUUCCGCCUCU
Messenger RNA from Suillus plorans, 1104 nucleotides. RefSeq lists its product as uncharacterized. Lineage: Eukaryota; Fungi; Basidiomycota; Agaricomycetes; Boletales; Suillaceae. The transcript has a single exon. The coding region runs from base 130 to 984 and encodes 284 amino acids. The record is from RefSeq and is a predicted model, not a curated record.